This is a messenger RNA of Scatophagus argus, 3730 nucleotides long. RefSeq names its product ArfGAP with SH3 domain, ankyrin repeat and PH domain 1a (gene asap1a). Gene Ontology annotation, biological process: positive regulation of GTPase activity. The transcript is spliced from 29 exons. The record is from RefSeq and is a predicted model, not a curated record. Gene Ontology annotation, molecular function: protein binding; GTPase activator activity. NCBI's taxonomy places the organism in Eukaryota, Metazoa, Chordata, Actinopteri, Scatophagidae. Gene Ontology annotation, cellular component: cytoplasm. Bases 332 to 3667 code for a protein of 1111 amino acids.
CGCUGCUGUAGUAUGAUCAUUGCCCUCUGAGACCUGCUGGACUGUACGGGUUCCUCUGAGACAUCAGCUGCGAUAUGAGGUCCUCCCACCUCCACUUCAGUCCUGUGAUCAUAAACUGGUUCAUCCUUGUCCAGCAGGUCAGAGGAGGAGAGAAAAGAAUGAAUCACCAGGAGGAGACAGACUGAUGAGAGACCAUUAGAGGACAUCUGAUCUGAUCUGAGGCCAGCUGCUUUUAAACAUCUGCACACACCGCAGGUCCCUGAACGCACCGCGGGUCACCUCCGCCCAGACUCCCACUUCUCGCUGCUUUUCUGGCUCUCUGGUGUGAACGAUGACGGAUCACAUCUCAGUAUGCGAGUUCCUGUCGGAGACCACCGAGGACUACAACUCCCCCACCACGUCCAGUUUCACCACCCGGCUUCAGAGCUGCAGAAACACCGUCAGCAUCCUGGAGGAGGCUCUGGAUCAGGACCGCGCAGCUCUCCAGAAAGUGAAGAAGUCAGUUAAAUCCAUCUACAGUUCAGGACAAGAGCAUGCUGGGAACCAGGAGAGCUUCAGUCAAGCUCUGGAGAGACUGGGAGGAAACAACUCAGAGCUAGGAGCGGCCUUCGUUAAGUUCUCCUGCCUCGUUAAAGAACUCGCUGCUCUGCUCAAGAACCUGCUGCAGAGUUUGAGUCAUAACGUCGUCUUCACUCUGGACUCGCUGUUAAAGGGAGAUCUGAAAGGAGUUAAAGGGGAUCUGAAGAAGCCUUUCGAUAAAGCCUGGAAGGACUAUGAGACCAAGUUCACAAAGAUCGAGAAGGAGAAAAGAGAAAACGCCAAACAACACGGGAUGAUCCGGACCGAAAUCACCGGAGCUGAGAUCGCUGAAGAGAUGGAGAAAGAGAGGAGGCUGUUCCAGCUGCAGACGUGUGAGUAUCUGAUCAAAGUCAAUGAGAUUAAAACCAAGAAGGGAGUGGACCUGCUGCAGAACCUCAUCAAGUAUUACCAUGCUCAGUGCAAUUUUUUUCAGGAUGGUUUGAAAACAGCCGACAAACUGAAGCAGUACAUUGAGAAACUGGCUGCUGACCUGUUCAGUAUCAAACAGAGUCAGGAUGAGGAAAAGAAGCAGCUGACGGCUCUCAGAGAUCUCAUCAAGAGCUCCUUACAGCUGGACCAGAGGGAGGACUCUCAGAGUAAACAGAGUAGUGGUUACAGUAUGCAUCAGCUGCAGGGAAACAAGGAGUUUGGCUGUGAGAAGAAAGGAUACCUGCUGAAAAAGAGCGAUGGGCUGAGGAAGGUCUGGCAGCGGAGGAAGUGUUCAGUGAAGAGCGGCAUCCUCACAAUUUCCCAUGCUACAUCUAACAGACAGCCAGUCAGACUGAACCUGCUCACCUGUCAGGUAAAACCCAGCGCAGAGGACAAGAAAUGCUUUGACCUCAUCUCUCAUAAUCGAACGUACCACUUCCAGGCUGAAGACGAGUCAGAGUUUGUCAGCUGGGUGUCUGUGCUGACCAACAGUAAGGAGGAGGCCAUGAACGUGGCGUUUCAGGGCGGAGGUCAGACUUCAGGUGUGGAGGAGGAGGAGGAGCUAUCCAAGAGCAUCAUAGAUGAGGUGUUGCGGUUGCCAGGCAACAACACCUGCUGCGACUGUGGAGCCACAGAUCCUCGCUGGCUCUCCACUAACCUGGGCAUUCUGACCUGCAUCGAGUGCUCAGGGAUCCACAGAGAGAUGGGGGUCCACGUGUCCAGAAUCCAGAGUCUAGACCUGGACAAACUGGGAACAUCUGAGCUGCUGCUUGCCAGGAAUGUUGGGAACUCUAAUUUCAAUGGGAUCCUGGAGGCCGGUCUGUCAUCUGUGUCCCUGAAGCCGACGGCGUGCAGUGACAUGUCAGCAAGGAAGGAGUUCAUCAAUGCCAAGUACGUCGACCACAAGUUCGCCAUGCGCACUGUCGCCACGGCAACCAGAGGUCUGUACGAGGUGUACGAAGCGGUGCAGUCCAGAGACCUGCUGUCAAUCAUCCAGCUGUACGCAGGGGGGGUGGAGCUGCUGCAGCCCCUCCCUGAACCAGGGAAGGAAGCAGGAGAGACAGCAUUACAUUAUUGUAUCUGGACAGCUGAUCACUCUUCUCUCCACCUGGUCGACUUCCUGGUCCAGAACAGUGGGAACCUGGAUGGACAGACGGAUGGAGGAAACACAGCUCUGCAUUACUGCUGUCUCUAUGACAAACCACAGUGUGUGAAAGUGCUGCUGAGAGGAAAACCUGAUAUCCACAAGACCAAUCACAGUGGAGAGACAGCGCUGGACAUUGCCCACAGACUGAAGCACUCCCGAUGUGAAGAACUGUUGGUGGAGGCAGUUUCCGGCAGGUUUAACCCUCAUGUUCAUGUUGACUAUGACUGGAACCUUAGACUGGACGAACUGGACGAGAGUGACGAUGAACUGGAUGACAAGCCGAGCCCGGUGAAGAAGGAGCGCUCUCUCCGUCCUCAGAGUUUCUGUCCGUCCUCUAGUGUUUCCUCCCAAGAGAAACUUUCUUUACCGGCCUCCUUCAUUCCUCCUUACAGGGACAAGCAGCGUCUCUCCUAUGGGGCAUUCGCUAACCCUGUCUACAGUACGUCCACCGACAAUCCUCUGUCCCCUGGCCCUGACACCUCAGGACCUUCGCCAGCUGCCAGGAGCCAGGUUAAAGGUACUGCUGCUGCCCCGCCCACUUCCCUCCCCCUCACCUCUCAGAUCAGUGGUGGAGGAGGAGGAAGCUGGGCUGUGGGAGGAGGAAGCUCUACCCUAAAGAAGAGACCCCCUCCCCCUCCACCUGGACACAAGCGCACAAUGUCUGACCCCCCAAGUCCAGUCCUGCCGGGACCGGCAGGUAAAGGAAGUGGGUUAACCCCCCCACCUGGAAACAGGGCCAACAAGUUUGAGGGAAUCCAGCAGCAGCAGAGUAAUACCAAGUCCACACUGGGACCCAGAGUUCUGCCCAAACUACCUCAGAAAGUGGCUUUAAGGAAGAUCGACAUCAUCCACCUCCCUUUUGUGGACAAGCCAGGCCAGCCUUCAGACCUCCUCAAUAAACUGUCCUCCUCCUUCCAGCCUGACCCCCAGAAGUCUCCUCCUUUCAUUGACGCCUCCCCCAAACCCCCCCUCACCCCGGUAGACUCCUCUCAAAAAUCCCCAACAGCUGAGAAACCACAGCUGUCCGAACUUCCCCCCAAACCUCUCCUGUCUGACCUACCUCCAAAACCUCUCCUCAGAGACCUUCCACCAAAACCUCAGACUGCAGACCCCCCACCCAAACUGCCACUCAGCAACAGGCCAGGCCCCACCCCUCUUGCUAUGGAGACACAGGGAUCCAAGAUGGUGGCGGCAGAGAGCCAGUCUUCUGUCCAGCAGGUGGAGCCGUCACUUCAAUCAGCAAUUAAAGAUGUUGAUAAAUCACCGCUUGGCGUGGUGGAAAUGCCCGUCCCUCUGCCACGCAAAAUCGACUCUGUGAAGAAUAAAACCCGGCGAGUGAAAACCAUCUACGACUGUCAGGCCGAUAACGACGAUGAACUGACCUUUGCAGAGGGAGAAGUCAUCAUUGUCACUGGAGAGGAAGAUCAGGAGUGGUGGAUUGGACACAUCGAAGGACAACCAGAAAGGAAAGGCGUAUUCCCCAUGUCCUUUGUUCACAGCCUCUGUGACUGAUGGCCACAGAGAAACGUGUGAGGCUCCAGCACCCACCUGCCAAGGUCGUACAGACAGUGGGUG